AAUGUUUUUUUGUCUCCAAAACAAGUACAGGAAUAGCAAAUUGUUCGACGGCAAUGGCCGCUUGACUUUUGUUCAGUGGCGGCUGACGGCUUCCCCACUUCUCUCUCUUCUCCUCUUUAUGUGCCGUGCGGCCCCCAUCUGGUAAUUCUGUCAACUGCAGAAGAAGACCGAGGAUUCCAAUCUGUUCUAGGCUUCUAGCUUACUAGGGCACAAGUCACCAAACGCAUCACUAUGCCUUUAUUCUAGCAAUUUGUGAGCGUAAUUUUCGUAAGGCUGCUUGACUAGGUUUAGAAGGAAGGGAAAAGGUAAUGGCUGGAACGCUUAGAAAAUGCUUGUUAUGUUGCACAUCAACGAAGGUCACGAAGGAAGGCAUGACGAAGGACUCGUACGAGGAUGCCAUCGCCGGACUUUCCAAGCUCCUAAGUGAAAAAGCGGACCUCGAGGGCGUCGCCGCCGCCAAGAUCAGGGAGAUAACGGCUGAGCUGGCUUCGGCCGGUUCGAGCGACCCCGUCCAGAGGAUCAAAACCGGGUUCAUCCAAUUCAAGAAGGAGAAAUUCGAGAAAGAUGUUGAUCUGUACAGCAAACUGGCCACAGGCCAAAGCCCCAAGUUCAUGGUAUUUGCAUGCUCGGACUCUCGAGUUUGCCCAUCGCACAUCCUCAAUUUCCAACCAGGGGAGGCCUUUGUGGUCCGAAACAUCGCCAACAUGGUUCCUCCAUUUGACCUGACAAAGUACUCGGGAGUGGGGGCAGCCAUUGAAUAUGCGGUAUUGCAUCUGAAGGUGGAAAAUAUUUUGGUGAUUGGACACAGCUGCUGUGGAGGUAUAAAGGGGCUCAUGUCUAUCCCUGAUGAUGGAUCCACUGCUAGUGACUUCAUAGAGAGCUGGGUGAAAAUCUGCGCACCGGCAAAGGCCAAGAUCAAAGCAGCAUGCAGCGGUUUAAGUUUCACAGAGCAGUGCACCAACUUGGAGAAGGAGUCUGUGAACGUGUCAUUGGCAAAUUUAUUGACAUAUCCAUUUGUGAGAGAAGCGCUGGUGAACAAGACUCUGAGUCUGAAAGGCGGAUACUACGAUUUCGUCAAGGGCAGCUUCCAGCUUUGGGAUCUUGAUUUCAAAAUUACACCUAAUUUGACCGUAUGAGCAUCAAACUUUGUCCAGAAAGCAGAAACCUUCCUUUCGUUUCCUAAAAGAAUUUCGUCACAGUGCGUCUUCUCUGGAACAACAUUUGGCAAAAUAAUAGUCUUUGUGGAUUGUCUGGUGUUAAAAUAAGUAUAGUUUUGGUGAAUCA
Messenger RNA from Pyrus x bretschneideri (Chinese white pear), 1284 nucleotides. Its product is annotated as carbonic anhydrase 2. NCBI's taxonomy places the organism in Eukaryota, Viridiplantae, Streptophyta, Magnoliopsida, Rosales, Rosaceae. The record is from RefSeq and is a predicted model, not a curated record. Bases 309 to 1136 code for a protein of 275 amino acids. Gene Ontology annotation, molecular function: carbonate dehydratase activity; zinc ion binding. The transcript has 10 exons. Gene Ontology annotation, biological process: carbon utilization.